Molecule: messenger RNA, 2590 nt
Organism: Vicia villosa (hairy vetch)
Lineage: Eukaryota; Viridiplantae; Streptophyta; Magnoliopsida; Fabales; Fabaceae
Product: pentatricopeptide repeat-containing protein At1g08070, chloroplastic-like
Exons: 1
Coding region: 62-2029 (655 amino acids)
Biological process (GO): RNA modification
Molecular function (GO): RNA binding; protein binding
Source: RefSeq, a predicted model, not a curated record
UUGCUAUGAGUGAGUUGUGAUCAACAUAACAUGUUUGUUGUAUGUUGGUUAGAUUGUAGACAUGUUCUACUUUAACAUCACCAAAAUCCCCAACAUCAAACCUUUUCAAACAAGAUUCUUCACCACAACCUCUUCUAUACUAAACCUCUGCACCAAACCACAACACCUUCAACAAAUCCAUGCCAGAUUCUUCCUCCACGGUCUCCACCAAAACUCUUCCCUUUCCUCCAAACUCAUCGAUUCUUAUUCCAACUUCGGACUCCUUCAUUUCUCUCACAAACUCUUCCACUACACCGAAAACCCAGAUUCACUUCUCUACAAUGCUUACCUUAGAAGCUUGUUUAGGUUUGGUGAAUAUGAAAAGACUCUUUUUUUGUAUAAAGAAAUGGUUGAGAAAUCAAUGUGCCCAGAUGAGGAUUCUUGUUUUUCUGUUUUGAAAUGUUGGAAUGGUUUGAUUUAUGAGGCUUAUGAAAGUGGGAAAUUUGUGGAAAGUUUUCAAUUUUUUUGUAGGAUGAGAAAAGAGAAUGUGCAACCCAAUUCAGUUACUGUGAUUAACUUGUUAAGGGUUAGUAUUGAAUUGAACUCGUUGAAGAUGGGGAAAGUUCUUCAUUCUUUGGUUGUUGUGAGUGAUUUGUGUAAGGAUUUAACAGUGAAUACUGCGGUGUUGUCGAUGUAUGUUAAGUUGGGUGAUUUAGAAGAUGCAAGAAUGGUGUUUGAGAAAAUGCCUGAGAAGGAUGUUGUAGUUUGGAACAUUAUGAUUUCGGCGUAUUCUGGGAAAGGUUACUCUAAGGAAUCGUUAGAACUUUUGUAUUGUAUGGUUAGAUCGGGGGUUAGACCCGACUUGUUCACAGCGAUCCCCGCGAUUUCUUCGAUCACGAAGCUAAAGUUUAACGAGUGGGGGAAGCAAAUGCAUGCUCAAGUGAUGAGAAAUGGUUCAGAUUAUCAGGUUUCUGUUCAUAAUUCUCUUAUUGACAUGUAUUCAAUGUGUGACAACAUAAAUUCGGCGCAGAAGAUUUUCGGAUUGAUAGUGGACAAGACUGUGGUUUCGUGGAGUGCGAUGAUCAAAGGGUAUGCAAUGCAUGGUCGGUGUUUCGAGGCGCUUUCUCUGUUCGUAGAAAUGAAGUUAUGUGGUACUAAAGUUGACUUUGUAAUAGUAAUCAACAUUUUGCCUGCUUUUGCAAAGAUAGGGGCAUUGCAUUAUGUAAGAUACUUACAUGGUUACUCGUUGAAAACCAAUCUGGAUUCGCUCAAAUCGCUUAAGACGUCGCUUCUUAGUAGCUAUGCCAAAUGUGGUUGCAUAGAGAUGGCUAGAAAGCUUUUUGAUGAAGAGAAAAACAGCCAUAAAGAUAUAAUUGCAUGGAACUCUAUGAUCACUGCAUAUUCCAACCAUGGAGAGUGGUUUCAAUGUUUUCAGUUAUACGACCAAAUGAAGCUAUCAAAUGUUAAACCAGAUCAAGUAUCGUUUCUCGGGAUUCUCACGGCUUGUGUUAAUUCAGGCCUUGUGGAAAAGGGCAAGGAGAUUUUCAAGGAGAUGGUGGAAAUUUACGGUCACCAACCUAGUAAGGAACAUAACGCUUGUAUGGUGGAUUUGUUAGGACGCGCUGGAAAAAUCGAUGAAGCAAGCGAAAUAAUAGAAAACAGUCGAUUAAAUUCAGAUGCAAAGGUUUACGGACCCUUGCUAAGUGCAUGUAAGAUGCACGAUUCAGAAAGCGAUUUCGCCGAACUUGCUGCUGAGAAACUCAUAAAUAUGGAACCGAAAAAUGCUGGAAACUACGUGCUGCUAUCGAAUAUAUAUGCUGCAGCAGGAAAAUGGGAGAAAGUUGCUAAAAUGCGGAGUUUUCUUAGAGAUAGAGGACUAAAGAAAAUACCAGGGUGUAGCUGGGUAGAGUUGAAUGGACUAGUGCAUGAGUUUCGUGUUGCGGAUCAAAAUCAUUCAAGAGCAGAAGAUAUAUAUUCAGUAUUGAAAGUUUUGGAGUUUGAAGCGGGCAUGGAGAAUGAUGAUGAUCUCGAACUCGGUUUUGGAGUUUGAAGCAGAAGUUAAUUGAUAAGCCAAUUCACCAUACACUAACGUUUAAGAUAUUCUGAUGUGUUGUUAUACCAUUGUUACAAACAGUUAUACAUAUACCUUUGUAUUGAUUCCAAUAGUUAUUCAAUUUUAUUCUUGUAAUUUUUCAGAUUGAACCAAUGAAGAGGUCUUCUCUCACUCUCUAUCUAGAUUCAUAGAACACCAUAGCUUCAGGUGGAUUCUUUGUCCUAAAUGUCUGACACACACUAUGAUCCACGGUAAACCUGAUUUCUGAAAAUUCAAAGAUAGUACAGCAACAACACCAAAAUGGGAACGCAGGAGGGAAUACCUUCGGUUACGAAAGCUCGGCAGCAGCCAGAGCAACCUCUACGAUUAACACCUCCCUGGAUACUGCGGCUUGAAAGCUAGACAUCCAUUUGGACAGCGCUUCUACAGAACCAAUGCAGCCGACAGCUGCCCCCACCUCUCGAACCAACUUUUAUUCUUUCCAUCCUAAGCAGUUUUUUGGAUUUGAAAUCCACUGACUAAGCGGAAAAACAAAUCUCUCACCUUAGCCUUCAUCCA